Molecule: messenger RNA, 1121 nt
Organism: Sitodiplosis mosellana (orange wheat blossom midge)
Lineage: Eukaryota; Metazoa; Arthropoda; Insecta; Diptera; Cecidomyiidae
Product: box C/D snoRNA protein 1-like
Exons: 3
Coding region: 24-1082 (352 amino acids)
Biological process (GO): maturation of LSU-rRNA from tricistronic rRNA transcript (SSU-rRNA, 5.8S rRNA, LSU-rRNA); snoRNA localization; box C/D snoRNP assembly
Cellular component (GO): pre-snoRNP complex; nucleus
Source: RefSeq, a predicted model, not a curated record
GUCAUCGCUGACAGUACAAAAAAAUGCCAAUGUUCAUAGAAAAUAAGGUUAUGUCGUUGAAGAAAAGUGAUAAAAACAACCGAGAGCUCAACAAGAAAGAGGAAAUAAAAAUGGAAUCACAAUCAAUAACAAAUCCAAAGGGGAGACUAGGAAAAUGUGAAGUUUGUAAUUCAAAUCCAGCCAAAUAUACAUGUCCAAAAUGUGAGGUCAAAACGUGCCAAAUCGAGUGUUUACGUAUACACAAAAAAGAACUCGAUUGUGAUGGGAUUCGUGAUAAAACUAAAUACAUACCUUUGAAACAACUCACCGAGGCUGAUUUAAUGAAUGACUAUGUGUUCUUGGAAUCCUGUAGUAAUUAUACUUCGGCUCGACGGACUGACAGAAUCAAGCGAUACACGGCCAGUGAUCGCUCGCUUCCCGUACCUCUGAUGAAACUGAAAAAGGCUGCUGUUGAACGACAAAUCAAACUAGAAUUUCUGCUUCCAAAUUUCGAUAAGCAUAAAUCAAAUAAAACUUACUACGAUUGGGCAUCAAAGGUUAUCUAUUGGUGUAUUGAAUGGCGCUUUAUCAAUGCCCACAAUAAAAUUAUCAUUGACGAGCGUUGCUGUGAGUCAAAAUUGAUGACCGAAUUGAUUGGAAAGUAUUUUGAUAAUAGUGACUCAAUUAGCUCACUUGGAUGCUAUCGAUCAAAAGGUUUAGAUCAAGUUAUACUACUGCUAAAGGCAGAAGGAACACGGAAGAGUAAGAAAAGAUUCUUCACAAUGGAUGCAUCAAAAACACUCCAAGAGAAUUUAAAAGGCAAAAAUAUUGUAGAGUAUCCCGUUUUUUACGUAGUUUUUGCCUCAGAUGUCCACACGUAUGAUAUCAUAAACAGCGAGGAUGUGAUGGAAGAGACUAGGAAACACAAAGAACAUUAUUUCACGACGAUAACAAAAACACAAAUGAAACAGUAUUCAAGAAGUCAAGAAAGUGUAGUAGAUGAAAGCUCACAAACAGCCACCAAUAGCCGGGAACCAGUGAAUUUCCUCUUCUCGAAUGGAACUGAAUUCAAGGAUGAUAAUUAUGAUGAUGAUGAUGAUUAGACAUUGAUAAUGAUGAAUAAAAAAUGAUAAUUAUUAUUA